Molecule: messenger RNA, 2644 nt
Organism: Oncorhynchus masou masou (cherry salmon)
Lineage: Eukaryota; Metazoa; Chordata; Actinopteri; Salmoniformes; Salmonidae
Product: alpha-2,8-sialyltransferase 8F-like
Exons: 8
Coding region: 629-1783 (384 amino acids)
Biological process (GO): N-glycan processing; oligosaccharide metabolic process
Molecular function (GO): alpha-N-acetylneuraminate alpha-2,8-sialyltransferase activity
Source: RefSeq, a predicted model, not a curated record
UGGGGCUCAGGGGUGGGGUUGGAAAAUGCAGAAGGAGCAACAGCUUGAGCUCUGGGACUACAGUGGACAGAAAGUAAGAGCAUGGUGUGCUCUCAAUGAAGGAGUGAGAAAGAGAAAGCCAGAAAGAGAGAUGAAAGGAAACAAGACACAUCAAUCUACGUAAAGGAGGGCGUGAGGACAAGACGGACAUUGUAGUUCUACAGGAGCCGAGUGGAGAGGGAGAAAACAGGGGGGAAAGGAGAGAAAGAAAGGAGAGAGGCGCAUGAGGUAUUUUUAUAGGGCACAGACAGAGAUAUGAUAGCCUGCUUACAGAAGCGGUGUGCCUGGAAACGCUCAGAAAGAGAGCGAGUGGGAGAGAGAGAGAGAGAAAAAGAGAGGGUGGAAAAGGAGGGGGGAGUGAGUGAGACAGAAAGAUUAACCAGUCAGAAAGAGCGAGAGUGAGCAGUGAAGUACAAUCGGGGAGAAAAAGCAAGGGAGGGAGGAGGGUGCAUGAGAGGUAAAAAAAAAGAAAAUGAAAGAGGGGAAAGGUGCCAAAACAAACUAAUGUGUCAGUGCUGAGUGAGGGACACUAGAAGAGAGGGAGAGAGAGAAGAGGGCCAGCCAGAGGACGUAGUAGGGGGAGAGAGGCAUGAGGGGACUGUUCUGCUUUAUGCUCACCCUGUCCAUCCUGGGGACUGUCCUGACUGCACUCGUCUGGUAUGUCUUCGGAGACCGCAAUGUUCAACCUGGCAGACCCCCCCACAAAGAUACUAUUAUGAACUCUGGGCCAGUCCCCUCCGGAACAUGCAAGGGCUGCAGGGAUACAGUUACUGAAAAAGUGGUGGAGCGCUACUCUCACAGCUGGAAGAAGCAGGAGGACAAGUUCAGAAAUUUCAGGUCUCUUCUGAGUAACAGAUGUCAUGGACUUACCAAGGCUAUGGUGACACAGGCCAACACUCCUCUGGGGUCAAAGGUUGUGUACGAUGGAGAGAAGAGGAAGCCUCUUCAGGUGACCCCUGAACUGUUCAGCACCUUUGCUAAGGAGGAUCCUUUUGUGAAUACAACAUGGGAUACGUGUUCUGUUGUUGGGAAUGGAGGAAUCCUAGCUAAUAGCAGCUGUGGAGAGAAAAUCGACUCCGCCCAGUUUGUUAUCAGGUGUAAUCUCCCUCCUCUGGAGAACGGCUAUGAGAGAGACGUGGGCAACAAGACAGACCUGGUGACAGCUAAUCCCAGCAUCCUCAUGGAGAAAUAUGGGGGACUGCAGGAGCGUCGUCGGCCCUUCGUGGAGAGCCUGCGUAGCUAUGGCGACUCCCUGAUGCUCUUGCCAGCCUUCUCGUAUGGCCCCAACACGCCUGUGUCUCUGCGGGCCCUCUACACCAUCCAGGACUUUGACAGCCCGUUGCGGCCUGUCUUCCUCAACCCAGAGUACCUACAGAGUCUGGCGCACUUCUGGCAGGGCCAGGGCCUGCGGACGGUACGCCUCAGCACAGGACUCAUCGUGGCUAGCCUGGCGCUGGAGCUGUGUGCCAACGUGCAUCUCUAUGGGUUCUGGCCCUUUAAUGAACACCCCCUCCGACACCAGCCCCUCACCAACCAUUACUACGACGACAGGCAGAGUAAGAAGACGGUGCACGCUAUGCCCGCUGAGUUUGACCACCUGCUUAGACUCCACAGCCAGGGCGUGCUCAGGAUACACCUGGGAGAGUGUGCGCCCAUGGCCAGAAGCAAGCUGUCGUCUCGUUUGCUUCCACCUUGUCCUAUCCUGUCGGAGUCUGCCUGGCAGGUGCAUCCUGCAUUAUACUAACGUUCUUUUUGUUCCAUUGACAACGUUGGAAGAGGAUUUAUGCCAUUCCUGUUUUUCAUUAAAGAACUCUGUUUUCUGUUAAAACCGCUUUUGGGUCUUCACUCAAGUACAUAACAGGUAUUCAGCACAGGGGCAUGUUUUAUGUGACGUAUGUCUGGUCACAGUGGAAGAGCAAGGGAGAGACUGGGACUGUUAGUCUCCCAGCAGCCGUUUGUAGAUUCUCAGUGUGAGAGUCUGCAGAACAGGUUGAUCUGCAAUCAAAUAAUUUGUACUGUACCCAAAAUGGGUGUAAAUACAUGAAAUAUGCAUAUCAUAUACUGUAUAGGUGUACAAUUAUGUAUUUAUCAUCAAGUAUUCUAGCUGGAAUCUAGAGAAUGUUUUUGUUUUGUUGGACUUUUUUAAAUACAAAGUGUUUUGGAACAUGUAUGGUUUAGAUGAGGCCUUCCCAACUACAGAGGGGGUCAGUGUAGUGCCUAAUAUGACUCACAUUCCUGACCCUAGCCAAAAAAACACAUGCAAGCCUUUAAGAGUUAACUGAAUGUAUGGUCAUGUCAAUCUAAUACCUCCUGGAUUGGGCAAUCCUUAGCUGGACUGUUACAUUCAGAUUUCUAUUUAAUAUCAAUGAUGAUUAAAUGUGUUAUAUCUCAUUAUGACAUAGUGUAUAAUACAUUCAAUGUGGUACUGGGUCCUUCCAUGAAAUGAGUCCCUUUUUUGUCUCUUUGAUAUUUUAAGUAGAAAUUGUGCACCAAUAUUGAAUUUUGAAAGACUGUUAAAUUAAAUGAAGUGCCCUUUAAUAUAGACCACAUGGAAAAUUCAAUAAAUCAUAUUUUUUUUAAUGAAUAAAGACUUCUGAGAAUUUUA